CUCGCACGGGACCUAUCUCCACUUCCCUCCGUCCCUCUCCGUCAUCGCGCGUCCCGUCCCCGCCAGAAUCCUCCUGUUCCUCCUUCGCCGCGGCGUCGCCGCCGGCGAGUUCUCCAUUGAUCCGGCGAUGGCCGGUAAAUCCAACCCCAUCACCACCAGGGAUAACUAAGACCCUGUGCUUGUCGGGUCUGAUCGGUUUGGUGAGGAGAUGGACGCCGGUGUGGGUCUCCGGGCGAAGCCCGGCGCCUGGGCCGGACUCGGAAACCCACACCGCCCUUCCGCUGCGAGGGUUCCGGCGAGGUUCGCGGCGGAGAGGCCGGCUCGGCCGCUGGUUUUGGGCUCCGAUUGCCGGAGCCACGGCGCCAGAUUGAAGGUUUCGUGUUCCAGGAAACCGGCAGGUAUUGAGAAAGUAUAUUACUCUGCUGAUGAGGCUCUUAUCCUAAAGCAAAAGGCUGAGGAUGUGAUACCUUAUUUGAAUGACCGGUGUGUUUACCUAGUUGGAAUGAUGGGUUCUGGCAAAACUACAGUUGGGAAGAUAUUAGCUGAAGUAUUAGGCUAUUCUUUCUUUGACAGUGACAAGAUGGUUGAGAAGGCUGUUGGGAUAUCAUCUGUUGCUGAAAUCUUUCAGCUCCACAGUGAAGCAUUCUUCAGAGAUAAUGAGAGUGAGGUUCUAAGGGAUUUGUCAUCAAUGCAUCGCUUAGUUGUUGCAACUGGCGGUGGUGCUGUGAUCCGACCAAUCAAUUGGAGUUACAUGAAGAAAGGGUUAACAAUCUGGUUAGAUGUUCCAUUGGAUGCACUGGCAAGAAGGAUUGCUGCAGUAGGAACUGCUUCUCGGCCCCUCUUGCAUCAAGAAUCUGGUGAUCCUUAUGCAAAGGCGUAUGCAAAACUUACUUCACUUUUUGAACAAAGAAUGGACUCAUAUGCUAAUGCUGAUGCCAGGGUUUCCCUCGAACAUAUUGCAGUCAAACAAGGACAUAAUGAUGUGACAAUACUUACACCAAGUGCCAUUGCUAUUGAGGCAUUGCUAAAGAUGGAGAGCUUUCUUACUGAUAAGGCAAUGGUCAUAAACUAACCACUUUUUGGUGGUUAAAAGCACAACAACAAACAAAAUCACUUGUUUAUUUUGUUGUAUUUAUUGCAUAUACAUAAGGCAUGUUUCUUGUUUAUUCACCCAAUGUAAAGUAGGGUGAUUUGAGUUUGAGCUUGUGUAAAUGGAUAAGUAAUAGCUUUCACUUGCAAGAAAAGUUUGUAUUGUCUUUUAUCUCAAAUGCAAUGCAAUACAGACAUUGGAGUUGUGCCGUGACGUGUUA
This is a messenger RNA of Oryza brachyantha (malo sina), 1310 nucleotides long. RefSeq names its product shikimate kinase 3, chloroplastic. Gene Ontology annotation, molecular function: shikimate kinase activity. Gene Ontology annotation, cellular component: chloroplast. The coding region runs from base 209 to 1072 and encodes 287 amino acids. The transcript is spliced from 10 exons. NCBI's taxonomy places the organism in Eukaryota, Viridiplantae, Streptophyta, Magnoliopsida, Poales, Poaceae. The record is from RefSeq and is a predicted model, not a curated record.